Messenger RNA from Nerophis lumbriciformis (worm pipefish), 1128 nucleotides. Lineage: Eukaryota; Metazoa; Chordata; Actinopteri; Syngnathiformes; Syngnathidae. The record is from RefSeq and is a predicted model, not a curated record.
AUGGCUGCAACGCUACUGGGGGAGGACCCCCGGCCGAGCAGCACCCCUCUGGCCAUGUUGGCGGCAACUUGCAGCAGAAUCGGCGAGGGAAAUUCCACCUGCACCACCACUGACCUCACCGACGGACCCAUGGGAUUCCCAAAGGGCUUCCACCCGUGGAAAAGGAGCGUUCCGCCCUCAUGUCUCACCUCACUCGGGGUCUCCUCUAGGAGUAACGGGGUGGGAUUCUCUGAUGCCUCCAGCGCUUUCUCAGUGACCAACCUCAACGAGUUUCCGUCUUACCAGAACUCCGGGCAGUCCGAUACGAGUUUGUCGGAGCAGCGCUCCGUGUUUGUCACAAAGUUACCCGCCUCUAUGGAAGCUAUCGCCGGGAUAUUCCCGCGGCUGCGUCCGCACCCGUACGAGUCGUGGUUCAAACCCGUGGCGGAUGUCGGGACUGUGCCUUCUUCCUCUUGGUGGGACGUGGGCGCCACUUGGGUGGAUAGUUCCAGCCAAGCCGGGAUGGCACCCACUCUUGCCGGGUACGGGUCUUCCGAGCACAGCCCCGGAGCCGUUCAGCAACUCCUCUCCGGUACGCAACACAUGUUCGACGGCUACAGAACACCCUACACGGAGGUCAACCCCGCCGCUUCCCCCGCAAAGAGCCCGGUGGUCCCCCUGGCCGCAUCCUCGCGGUCCUCCCGUCGCUACACUGGCAGAGCCACCUGCGACUGCCCCAACUGUCGGGAGGCGGAGAGCCUCGGUCACGCCGAGGCCAGCUCCAGGCGCCGGGCCGCCCACAAUUGCCACAUCCCGGGCUGCGGGAAAGUGUACAGCAAGACGUCCCACCUGAAGGCUCACCUACGCUGGCAUACCGGGGAGAGACCGUUCGUGUGCAACUGGCUCUUCUGCGGGAAACGCUUCAAUCGCUCGGAUGAGCUCCAGAGGCACCUACGCACUCACACAGGGGAGAAGCGCUUCGAGUGUACCGUGUGCCGCAAGAGAUUCAUGCGCUCCGAUCACCUGAGCAAACACGCCCGGACGCACGGAGAGGAGGAGGCCGGGAAAGGCAACAGUGACACUGACAACAGUGUCGGCGAAAGUCCUAGGCAGCCUUCGGAGAUACACGUGACUGUCAAGGUGAAAUAG